Molecule: messenger RNA, 871 nt
Organism: Paramacrobiotus metropolitanus
Lineage: Eukaryota; Metazoa; Tardigrada; Eutardigrada; Parachela; Macrobiotidae
Exons: 2
Coding region: 31-729 (232 amino acids)
Source: RefSeq, a predicted model, not a curated record
CAGCCGAAAUACUUCCUCACCGCGUGCGCCAUGAUUAAGGACGAAAUGAACGUCAUCCUGGAAUGGAUCGAGUUCCACCGUAUCCAGGGCGUGGAGCACUUUGUCUUCUUCGACGACGCCAGCACCGACGAUAUCCAUCUGCUUCCCCGUUUGUACGAAUCCCUGGGUUAUCCCGAUCUCGUGGAGAUCAUCCCGCAGAACUUUAGGAAGCGGAAUAAACAGAACGAUCAUUCGUACCGGGACCACGAUCAAGGACAGAUGCAGGCGUUGAACCACUGCAACUCACGCUUGACCGGUGUCACGGAGUGGUUGCUCGUCACGGACGUCGAUGAAUUCACGUUCUCCAGCAAGUACCACACCAUUGCGGAUUUUAUCCGCAACACCACUACCAAUGACACGAGACACAUCAGCGCCAAAGUCAUUCGGUUCGGAUCGAACGGUGUCCAGCACGAAAACCUUGUACGCUUAUCGCUGGAUCCGUACACAGACCAAAUAACGGUAACCAAUGUGUUGCGUAAUGGUGAUGCGCUACUGACAUCUCGGAAUCGUCGACGGGGUCCGUUUCCCGGUCUGGAUGCCGAUUAUCAGAAGCGCUACAACCAGACAUGCGCACCGACCAAAAAACCUGAUGACUGUCAGCACGCCAUUGGGAAAUCCAUCUGGCGCCCCACCAGUGCGGGUUGGCCGGGGUGCACUGGUGCGAGAAGAUCCCGGAUGGAGUGCGGAUGAAUCCCACGCUGGAGGAGUUGCGGAUUAAUCACUACGCGUUCCGCUCGAAGGAGCACGUGGAGAAUCUCCCCAAGAACCAGAUGGGCAGCAUCAAAGGCAUGGCGGUUUGCGGAUGAACUGAAUGUAUGCGUAUUAUCCCGUG